AUGGGCACCAGCACAGAGGAAAAGGGUCAUAUUAAAGGUAAGACGGCAAUAAAACAGGCAGCCGUGAGAGUUGGCGCACCUUCAGUGCGGUUAAGGGCGCUGAAAGCUUUUGGACUGUGGAGAACUGCUAGAGUUUCAACUCGUUGGAAGGCCGCCGUCUUAACGGGCUAUUUACCGCUGCAAAGUCCACAUCACUUACCGUGA
Messenger RNA from Enterobius vermicularis (human pinworm), 204 nucleotides. NCBI's taxonomy places the organism in Eukaryota, Metazoa, Nematoda, Chromadorea, Rhabditida, Oxyuridae. The record is from the annotation of a GenBank genome assembly.